Messenger RNA from Penicillium cataractarum, 783 nucleotides. RefSeq names its product O-methyltransferase. Bases 1 to 783 code for a protein of 260 amino acids. Gene Ontology annotation, molecular function: O-methyltransferase activity. Lineage: Eukaryota; Fungi; Ascomycota; Eurotiomycetes; Eurotiales; Aspergillaceae. The record is from RefSeq and is a predicted model, not a curated record. The transcript is spliced from 3 exons.
AUGUCCACCAUUGCGAAGCCGCACGCGCCUGAGCCCCGAUCUUGGUGUUUGGAUGGCCGAGAGGUUGACCUCCUUCAUUACAUCUAUGGUCGCCCCGACAUCAAGGAGCUGCGUGGUAAUCCACAAAAAGUCCUCGCUGCCAUUGAUGACUACCACUCAAACCACAACAUGCUCAUGAACAUCGGCCCAGUCAAGGGCGCGCAUAUCACCGGCCUCAUCGCCGAGCACAAGCCGUCAACUAUGAUUGAACUCGGUGGCUACAUUGGUUACUCGGCCAUUCUCUUUGGCGAUGCAGUCCGCGCAAAUGGUGGAAAGCAGUUCUACACCCUAGAGAAGAACCCCGAGAUGGCCGCUGUUGCGAAUCAGCUCGUCGAGCUCGCCGGUCUGCGUGAUGUCGUCCACAUCCUGAUCGGUUCUAGCGAUGAGCUAUUGGUGGAACUUGUUCGUGAGCGCAGAGAGAUUGAUCAAAUCGAGAUGUUGUUCAUCGAUCAUUGGCAAGAACUGUAUCUGCCUGACUUGUGGUUGCUGGAAGAGAUGGGUGUUCUCGCUCAGGACAGGACUCUGCUGAUUGCGGACAAUGUUAUCAUGCCGGGUGCCCCUCAAUAUCUGGAGUGGGUGAAGGGCAGCCCGGAGCAGAAACGUGCGAUGGUUGCGAAGUUGAACCCGGGGUCUCUCAAACCUAACCCGAACUUGAUUUAUGAGACCGAAGUGCCGAUGUUCGAAAGUGACUGGGGAAAGGAUGGACUAGCGAUUACCAAGGUAGUUGGAGAGGUCAAGGGUUAA